CCUAUAGGUUUCUUGAAGUAUUUGAAGGGGCAUGACCAUAUUGAACAUGUUGUACUAAAAAGGGCUGGCAACAAGUGGUUGGUGAAGAUGAACGGACGACGGUUAGAAGAUGGUUGGGAAAAGUUUGCAGAGGAGCAUGAUUUGCGGUUAGGAGAUAUGUUGAUUUUCAGACACGAAGGAGACAUGGAUUUUGAUGUUUCCAUAUUUGAUUCAACUCAUUGUGACACAGAAUAUGCAGAGUAUAUGCAGAUACAAAAAGAAAAGGAGAAAGAGGUCGAGGAUGAGAAUGAGAAUGAGGAUGAUGAGGUUGUUGAGGAUGAGAACGAUUAUGAGGAUGAUGAUGAUGGGGAGGAGGAGGACGAGAACGAGAACGAGAACGAUGAUGCUGAGGAGGAGCGGGGUGAUGACGAAUGUGAAGAAGCAGCUACUCAUGACAGACCUUUUGGUCGAUCUCAUUUUGAAUUCACUAUUAGACAAUAUUGUCUUUCGAGAGGUUUCAUGUGGAUUCCUCAACAUUUUGCAUUUGCAAACGGUCUCAUCAACCGCAACAAGAAGUUUGGUUUGAUUAUACUUGAUGAAAGACAAACAAGGUUGUGGAACUUAACACUACAUUCAUGCAAAACUCAAGCGUAUAUUGCGGAUGGAUGGCGAAAAUUCAGUGUUGAUAAUUGCUUAAAAGAGGGAGAUCGAAUAAUGUUUGAGAUCAUUGCUAAAGGAGGCACACAAAUAUGGAAAUUUCAAGCUGUUAGUAAUGCAAAAAAAACAAUGAGGAAGUUCCAAGAAAAACCAAAGCCCAAGAUCAAGACAUCAGGCAAGGCUUUCUCCAAUGUAGAAGCUACUAUGGAUAUGCAUCUCAGUCGCUCUCAGUUCAUUUGUACCAUUAAACCUUAUAGCCUUUCAAAGUAUUUUCUGUGUAUUCCAAAACGAUUCGCACAAGAAAACAGACUCAUCGACAGGAAAUGUAAUAUAAUUAUGAGUGACAAACUACGAUCAUGGACGUUUAGUGUGUAUACAAGUGGCGAAAUCACCUACUUUGGAAGAGGAUGGCAUGAAUUUUGCAUUACGAAUUGCUUAAAGGAAGGAGAUCGCUUAAUGUUUGAGAUGAUUUCCAAUGGAGAAACACCUAUAUUAAGAUUUCAUGAUUGGAUGCUGAAAGAAUGUCAGAUAAAGGUCUUAGGCUUAAGAUUUCGAGCACGCCUACUCCGGAAUCACAAGUGGCUGCUUCCGAGCACGCCUACUCCAGAAUCACAAGUGGCUGCUUCAACAUCUGUUGAUGCCAACUCUCAUUUUAUGUCUACUUUUAAACCUUACACCAUCAAACAUCCUACUUUGUAUCUUCCACUGGAUUUCUCGAAAUCAAAUGGCUUGAUGGAUAAAAGUGAGAUGAUUCUUGUCGAUGGAAAGCAGAGAUCAUGGUUAGUGUGGCUAGGUCGAACGGGACAUCACUUUGGAAUUCUAAGGGGAUGGACACAGUUCAAAAAAGCAAAUGGUGUUCAAGUAGGAGAAACUUACAAGUUUGAACUCACCAACAAUGGCACAAUACCUAUAGUUCAUUUCCACUGUAAAUAUUCUGGGAAGGAUGCAGUUGUUGAUGAGCAAGGAAACUAGUCAUUAAAGCAAGUGGAUGUAAUGAUUUUGGAUCUUGUACAUUUUGGUAUAUUCAUUGCCCAAACCUGUCUAAUCAGACAUCUAACAAGGCUCCCUUCAGAAGACCAAGAAUUUAGAUUUUACUAUAUGUUUUCGGAGCUGUGUAAUCUCUGCUCUGUAAUUGCAAUUGAUCGUUAGUCAGUCGUUUUGUUGCACUCUAUAUGUACUCAGUUUCAAUGAAAGAGAAGUU
Molecule: messenger RNA, 1837 nt
Organism: Capsicum annuum
Lineage: Eukaryota; Viridiplantae; Streptophyta; Magnoliopsida; Solanales; Solanaceae
Product: B3 domain-containing protein REM14-like
Exons: 7
Coding region: 88-1608 (506 amino acids)
Molecular function (GO): DNA binding
Source: RefSeq, a predicted model, not a curated record